GGGAGUCGCAGGCGUUGUCAGUGUCCGGACCGGCCGCGCCCGAGCAGAAACCCGCCUGCCCGCAGCUGCCUGUCACCAUGGAGGUGAUGAACCUGAUCGAGCAGCCCAUCAAGGUGACGGAAUGGCAGCAGACGUACACCUAUGACUCGGGCAUCCAGUCCGGGGCCAACACAUGUGUGCCCUCGCUCAGCGGCAAGGGCCUGCUGGAGGAGGAGGACCCUUGCAGCAAGCAGUACACCAUCAAGAAGACCACCACCUACUCCCAGGCGCCCGUCCAGGCCCAGGGGGACCUGGAGUGCCAGCUGGCCAUGACGCGGGCCCAGCGGGUGCGGGCGGCCAUGUACCCCGAGACGGUGGAGGACCGGACGCUGCUGCUGACCACUCAGGUGGACGCCCAGGCCACCAACGUGCAGCGGCUGGCCGAGCCGUCCCAGAUGCUCAAGUCGGCCAUCGUGCACCUCAUCAACUACCAGGACGACGCCGAGCUGGCCACCCGGGCCAUCCCGGAACUGACCAAGCUGCUGAAUGACGAGGACCCGGUGGUGGUGAGCAAGGCGGCUAUGAUCGUGAACCAGCUGUCCAAGAAGGAGGCCUCGCGUCGGGCGCUGCUGCAGUCGCCCCAGAUCGUGGCGGCUGUGGUCCGCACCAUGCAGGGCACCAGCGACCUGGAUACGGCCCGCUGCACCACUAGCGUUCUGCACAACCUGUCCCACCACCGCGAGGGCCUGCUGGCCAUCUUCAAGUCUGGCGGCAUCCCUGCUCUCGUCCGUAUGCUCAGCUCCCCCGUGGAGUCGGUGCUGUUCUACGCCAUCACCACGCUGCACAACCUGCUGCUGUACCAGGAAGGGGCCAAGAUGGCCGUGCGUCUGGCCGACGGGCUGCAGAAGAUGGUUCCUCUGCUCAACAAGAACAACCCCAAGUUCCUGGCCAUCACCACCGACUGCCUGCAGCUCCUUGCCUACGGCAACCAAGAGAGCAAGCUUAUCAUCCUGGCCAACGGAGGCCCCCAGGCCUUGGUGCAGAUCAUGCGCAAUUACAGCUAUGAGAAGCUGCUGUGGACCACCAGCCGAGUACUCAAGGUGCUGUCCGUCUGUCCCAGCAACAAGCCCGCCAUCGUGGAGGCUGGCGGGAUGCAGGCCCUGGGCAAGCACCUGACCAGCAACAGCCCCCGGCUGGUCCAGAACUGCCUGUGGACUCUGCGCAACCUCUCUGAUGUGGCCACCAAGCAGGAAGGCCUGGACAGCGUGCUGAAGAUCCUGGUGAACCAGCUGAGCCUGGACGACGUCAACGUCCUGACCUGUGCCACGGGGACCCUCUCCAACCUGACCUGCAACAACAGCAAGAACAAGACGCUGGUGACGCAGUCGAGCGGCGUGGAGGCGCUGAUCCACACCAUCCUCCGCGCCGGGGACAAGGACGACAUCACCGAGCCGGCCGUCUGCGCCCUGCGCCACCUCACGAGCCGCCACCCCGAGGCCGAGAUGGCGCAGAAUUCCGUGCGCCUCAACUACGGCAUCCCUGCCGUCGUCAAACUGCUCAGCCAGCCCAACCAGUGGCCCCUGGUCAAGGCGACCAUCGGACUGAUCCGGAAUCUGGCUCUGUGCCCGGCCAACCACGCUCCCCUGCAGGAAGCGGCAGUCAUUCCUCGCCUGGUCCAGCUGCUGGUCAAGGCUCACCAGGAUGCCCAGCGCCACGUGGCCGCGGGCACACAACAGCCCUAUACGCAGGACGGUGUGAAGAUGGAGGAGAUUGUGGAGGGCUGCACGGGUGCCCUGCACAUCCUGGCCCGGGACCCCAUGAAUCGCAUGGAGAUUUUCCGGCUCAACACCAUUCCGCUGUUUGUGCAGCUGCUGUACUCACCCGUGGAGAACAUCCAGCGUGUCGCGGCCGGCGUGCUGUGCGAGCUGGCCCAGGACAAGGAGGCGGCUGACUCCAUCGACGCCGAGGGAGCCUCGGCCCCCCUCAUGGAGCUGCUGCACUCGCACAACGAGGGCACCGCCACCUACGCGGCCGCCGUGCUGUUCCGCAUCUCUGAGGACAAGAACCCCGAUUACCGCAAGCGAGUCUCCGUGGAGCUGACCAACUCCUUGUUCAAGCAUGACCCAGCAGCUUGGGAGGCUGCCCAGAGCAUGAUUCCCGUCAAUGAACCAUAUCCAGAUGAGCUGGACGCCACGUACCGCCCCGUGUACUCGAGCGACUGCCCCGUGGACAUGCACAUGGACAUGGAGUGCGACUACCCCAUUGACACCUACAGCGACGGCGUCCGCGCCCCCUACAACGCGGACCACAUGCUGGCCUAGUCCCCUCCCCCCCCGGCCUGCCACACUGCUUGCGGUGCUCACCGAUCACGAGGGGCCCGCGGCCCGAGGUGCUGCAGCGGAGCGGCAGGUCUAGCGACACAAGUGCCUGAGUCACUGUUGGGUGGCGUGUGUGUGGACCCCCUUCCCCGUUUCUGGUCUUUGUUUUGGGCGGAGGCAGGGGCAGCGCCCUGACCCCAUCCUCUGAAGCUUCAGUAAGAAAUAACCGUGCUGUUCUGCCCCUCCUUACCCCCCAGCCUGGCACAGCCUUCCUCUAGCCACUCUGCCCCCAACCCUAGAGGCCUUGGGGCAGGGAGCACACCAGGGCCCAGCUCAGUGCUGGAUACCGUUCCUGGUUUCAGCCCCUUCCCGCCCUAACCCAUCCUCCUGCUUCCC
Tachyglossus aculeatus (Australian echidna) is the source of this 2693-nucleotide messenger RNA. RefSeq names its product junction plakoglobin (gene JUP). Gene Ontology annotation, biological process: cell adhesion; positive regulation of transcription by RNA polymerase II. Bases 78 to 2300 code for a protein of 740 amino acids. Gene Ontology annotation, molecular function: transcription coactivator activity; cadherin binding; protein phosphatase binding. The record is from RefSeq and is a predicted model, not a curated record. NCBI's taxonomy places the organism in Eukaryota, Metazoa, Chordata, Mammalia, Monotremata, Tachyglossidae. Gene Ontology annotation, cellular component: catenin complex; adherens junction. The transcript is spliced from 15 exons.